AUGGCGACAACUUUGAAGUCCUCCAUCAUCUUCUCUGCUAGUGUAUUCAUGCUCCUUUCCAUGGCCAUAACCGCUAAGGACAAUGUCUCUAGCGGUGCAAGGGCCAAGGUGACCAACCUCAUGAUGCAAGCAUGCAAGACUGCAUCAGCCUACAGUCGUGAUGGCGACCUCCGUAACGUCACACAGGAAUUUUGCUUAUCGACCCUGGAAUCAAACGAUAGGAGUGUUGAUGCUAAGGACCACCUUGAACUGGUGCUCAUCAUGAUUGACAUCCUUAAAGGCCGCCUCACUACUGCAACUCGCAAUGUCGAGAAAAUGCUAGAAAAUUCUAAGAAAGGCACAAUGACUGCACGCGACCUUAGUUUAUGCAAUGAGCACUAUGAUACCACAGUGAAAAUCAUCAACAUGUGUGAUGCCAUGGUCAUGGACUAUCGCUCGGACAAGGGCGGGAUAAAGCCCUCUCAGCUUCCUCGUUGUGUUGAUAGAGCGGGCUUCCGCGUCGAGGAUUGUAGGAUCAUUAUGCUCAUAGAUAUGCCAUGGGCGGAUUCCUUGAUAAAAGAAAAUGUUGAAAUGACCAUGCUGGUCAACCUCAACUAUGCCUUGCUAGCACCAUAUGAUGGUAAUGCUUAA
Molecule: messenger RNA, 630 nt
Organism: Triticum aestivum (bread wheat)
Lineage: Eukaryota; Viridiplantae; Streptophyta; Magnoliopsida; Poales; Poaceae
Exons: 1
Coding region: 1-630 (209 amino acids)
Molecular function (GO): enzyme inhibitor activity
Source: RefSeq, a predicted model, not a curated record